Messenger RNA from Paramisgurnus dabryanus, 2938 nucleotides. The record is from RefSeq and is a predicted model, not a curated record. NCBI's taxonomy places the organism in Eukaryota, Metazoa, Chordata, Actinopteri, Cypriniformes, Cobitidae.
CUUCAUUCAUACCGGGACACCGCUCGAGAAGGGAGUAUCACAGUCGCGCGCUUUCUCAGUGAGGAGAAAGUUUAUUUUAGUAGUAAAAAGUUUAACUUGAACUCGUUCGGGUUGAAGAAGAAAGAAGUUAGCUAUUGUUUAUUCGACUCUGUUGCCUGCGUCCUAAAGUUUAGUUUAAACUGAGACAUCAACUCGAGUUGUUUUCCCUCCGGUCAGUGUUUAGGUCGCUGAUGGUUUCUAAUCUUGCUCUUUUACGUUUGGCUGUUUUCGCAUUCGUAGAAAAACACGGCAUCGUUUGCAUUUUCGUCGAUUAGCCUUUCUUUUUGUGUUUCUGAUAUUUUUGUGGAUUUAACGUAAUCUUUGCCGCGUUAACUUACGUUUACCGUGGAAACUUAAACUCCGCUGCUGGGUUUUAUUCGUGUCUUUCACAGGUAAGGAGUUUUGAACAACUUAAAUUUGUGAUUUACACAACUUCAAUGCUCUUUAUCCUCUACUGACAAAGAUCGUUUUGAAACAUUACUCCCGAGUGUUUCGUUGCAAACAUGGAUAAGUACGACGAUUUGGGACUCGAGGCGAGUAAAUUCAUUGAGGACUUGAACAUGUACGAAGCAUCGAAGGACGGCUUGUUUCGCGUGAGGAGAGAUUCAGAAAAUAAUCCGGAUUUUGAAGAAACCAGGAAAGUUUUUGCCUCUAAGAUGGUCAAAAUACAUAUGCAAAAGCAGCAAGAGGAGAUGGCGAAAAGCAGUUUGGCAGCAAGGAUCAAUGGUGGUCUUGCAAAAGUGUCAGAGAGCUCCAAAGACAGACCGCCCAUCAGUAGUUACAGACUGGGGAGUGAAGCAGCAGCCAAACCACCCAUCAUGUCGGGACCGAUGACUGGCAAUGCCAGUGUGAAUCCUUAUAUAUAUCAUGAAGGGCAGAGACAUCAUUCAAGCAAUCUACAUGAUGGAUCUAGCAGCAGGGGUUUUGUGAACAGUUAUGACAGUAAGGACAUUGGGAAUCAUUUUAACUCAAUACCAGUGCCUCCCCGGGCAGCACCCUCUACAAGCCCUACUGGCACAUGGGUGUCAAAGAGUGAUUACACUUCUCAGGCUCCAUCAUCCCCCCUCUUUAAUAGUUCAUCCUCCGCUGGUUCACCUGGAGUGAGUCAAAAUCAUGACGGCACUUCUCCACUGUGCCAGGGCCUUUCUCAAACCCUUGCCACAUCAGCGAAGUCUCCUUCCCAGUCACCCACAGGAACCUACAGGGCUCCGGGGGACUUGAAUCACAAGCCUCAACAAAUCAGCUCUGGUCAGCAGUGCCAACCCAUCGCUGCCCAGUGGUCUGCCACUGGCCCGCAAAACGGGGUACUUCAUAACACUGGCACCUCAAGCCCCUCAUUUGCCCUGGUGAACCCACCUCCACUAAUCCCUUGCUUCCCAGCUGAGACACCCCAACCCAAAAGCAUCGCCACAGGUCAGAGCCAAGUAAGGCUGACCACAAGUGUUCAGACACCGUCGGCUACCAUAGUGUCUUCCCUUGAUGAAUCCUCUAGCCCCUCUCGGGCACUAAAGCUGCCAUGCCAGACCCUCCAUAUGCAGACAGAUCAGGGACCAUCUGUGGCUGAAAUAAAAUUAGAAGCUCUAACUGAACGCCUGGAAAAGGAGAUGGACGUCCAGCCAAAGGCUGAGUACUUUGGCAGUUGUGUGAAGUGCAGUAAGGCUGUUUAUGGAGCCAGUCAGGCGUGUCAGGCAAUGGGCAGCUUGUACCAUGACAGUUGCUUCACCUGUAGUGCUUGUUGUCGAAGGCUCCGGGGAAAAGCUUUUUACUACGUCUGUGGGAAAGUGUUUUGUGAAGAAGACUUCCUGUAUUCUGGGUUCCAGCAGUCUGCUGAUAAAUGUAAUGUGUGUGGACAUUUAAUCAUGGAUAUGAUUCUGCAGGCGCUGGGGAAGUCUUACCACCCAGGCUGUUUCCGCUGUGCCAUCUGUAAUGAGAGUUUGGAUGGUGUGCCUUUCACUGUGGACACAGAGAACAAGAUCUACUGUGUCAAGGACUACCACAGGUGGGUGCACGCAGGUCUUAUAUUCUAAUAUUGCUUAUAAUGUUGACCCAAAGCUUAGAAUCCCAAAUUUUGUGUGUUUGAAUUUAUGAUGGUUAGCCUAGGGUAGAACUGAAGGCUUAAAGGGAUAGUUCAGCCAAAAAUUAUAUUAAACCCAUGAUUUACUCACCCCGAAGCCAUCCGAGAUGCAUAUGUCCAUCAUUUUUCAGACGAACACAUUUUCAGUUAUUUUAGAAAAUGUUUUAUAUCUUCCAGCUGCUAAACAGUAAAGUUACGAGGUUUAGCUCAUUCAAGUCAAAAAAAUUUGCAUAUCCUUUCCUUAAGAAAUCCAAACGGCUUUAGGAUGAUAAACAAAGGUGUUGUUGUAGAAAUAUCCAUAUUUAAAACUUUAUAAACGAAAAUAACUAGCUUCCAGUAGCGCCUAGAUAAGACUCUUAUGCCUCGGUUGUGAUCAUUUAGAGCCCUUUGAAGCUGCAUUGAAACUGUUAAAUAUUUCCUUCGACUGAACAAAGAAAGACAUCAACAUCUUGGAUAACAUGGGGGUGGGUAAAUUAUCAGGAUUUUUUUAUUAAAGUUGGAUAUUCCUUUAAUAUUCCUCUUAUUUGUAGUUUCUGUCUGCCUUUAUUUUAAGGUAGUGUUUUGCAAAUACAAAGCUAUCUGGUUUCGCAUUCAGUUUUCAUAUUUAUCACCCCACAUGUUCUUGAAAAUAAGAAAGCCGGGCUCUUCACUCCAGCAGGACACAAUUGAUGGAGAGCAAAUAAUAUAAAAAAGUAAUGUCUCUUUAUAUGAAGUUUAUUUAACAUAGUUCGGGAGGAGCAUGGUCAUGUGAUCCAACCAAUCAGUGCAAAGAGGUGCCUAUAAAUGGCAGUCCCUCACCUUUGUCCCCUGACAGAUUUGUUGCAU